Molecule: messenger RNA, 960 nt
Organism: Lichtheimia ornata
Lineage: Eukaryota; Fungi; Mucoromycota; Mucoromycetes; Mucorales; Lichtheimiaceae
Exons: 6
Coding region: 1-960 (319 amino acids)
Source: RefSeq, a predicted model, not a curated record
AUGAGCAUGAUGGAGAUUAGCAAGAAUGGGCAUCCCCAACUCGUGUGGAAAUGCACCCAUAGGCCCUGUGAAGGUUGCAAUCGGCAGCAAAAGUCACUUCGUGAAGGCAGCUUUUUCUCUGGCCUCAAGAUUGGUAUGCAUCAAGUGCUUGGGAUCAUUUGGCUUUACCUUUAUAAGGUCGAGAUGAAGGGUAUUAGGGAUUUGACUGGUGCUAGUGCUCCUACUGUGCGCACAGUCAUCCAUCUACUUUAUAGAUUGAUGAAUGCCGAUAUCAAGGAUGACGAUGUGACUAUCGGUGGAAAGGAUAGCGAUGGGAACUCCAUCAUUGUCGAGGUGGAUGAAUCAAAAUUCGGAAAACGCAAGAGUCAUCGAGGCCAUCGUGUUGAAGGUGUUUGGGUUGUUAGUGGCGUUGAGAAAACGCCUGAUCGCAAGUUGUUCUUGACCACUGUCGAAGACCGCAAGAAGGAUACACUCCAUUUGAUCUUGGGAAACUACAUCAAGGCAGGUAGUGAAAUCCGUACCGAUUGUUGGAAAGGAUACUGUGGUUUGUCGCGUUUGCCUGGUAAGCAGUACCGUCAUAAGACUGUGAGCCAUGCAAAGGAGUUCAAAACUGUGGCCGGUGUGCAUACCAAUACCAUUGAAGGUACAUGGAAUGGCAUCAAGUCCCUUAUUCGUGCCCGCCAUCGUACAGCUCCAACAAUGAAGUACCGCCUUGCUGACUUAUCUUCCGGCGCAAGCACGCAAAUGACCUUUGGGUUUGCUGCACAAGAUGAUGUAGAUGAGGAGUUCAUUUACACAGAAGUGCGUCGUGAACGUGCCGAUUUGGAUCACGAUGAUUCGGAGUUUGGAGACGAAGAUGGAUGGGAGACUGAAAGUGAGCAUGAUGAUGAGCAUGAUGGCAGUUAUAGGCUAGUUAACCGUAAAAGAAAGCCACGUCCAUUGAAGCACUAUGUAGUGUAA